Closterium sp. NIES-65 is the source of this 1071-nucleotide messenger RNA. Lineage: Eukaryota; Viridiplantae; Streptophyta; Zygnematophyceae; Desmidiales; Closteriaceae. The record is from the annotation of a GenBank genome assembly.
AUGCCCCCGUCAGCAUUUAGCACUGACGAUAAGUCGUGCUCCUCCUUCUCCCCCCCUUCCUCCUCCACUUCCUCCCGCUCCUCCUCUUUCACGUCCUCCUCCUCUUCCGGCCGGUUGAGAGGGCCUACUACUACCAUGGCCUCCCCCUCGCCGGUCAAAGCGACGACUGAGACGACGGCGUCGCCUGCAGCGCCGUACGACGCCGCGGUGUGCGACUGCCCGCUGCGUCGCCACAACGUGAGAGUCAUUGGGACCGGCAAGACGACGCUGCUGCUGUCGCACGGCUUCGGGACCAACCAAAAGAUCUGGGACGGCGUGUUAUCCCACCUGGAUCUGCAGCACUCCUUCCGCGUGGUGCUGUGGGACCUCAUGGGCGCCUUCAGCACGCCCGCGGAGUCGUACGACUUCCAGCGCUACGGCUCGCUGUGCUCGCACGCGGACGACCUGCUCGAGGUGCUGGAGGAGCUGCGGGAGCAGGGGAGGCUGGGCGACGGCGGCGGCGCAGAGGACGACGACGACGAUGACGUGGUGUGCGUGGGGCACAGCGUGAGCGGCAUGGUGUCGCUGCUCGCGAGUCUUGAGAGGCCCAGCGCGUUCCGACGGCUGCUCUUGCUUGGGUCCUCGCCCAGAUACCUCAAUGAUCCACCCACAGGCUACAUUGGCGGGUUCAACCCCCCAGACCUGGACCACAUCUUCCUGGCAGUGCGGGAGAACUACAUAGCAUGGGUGUCGGGCUUUGCGCCGCUCAUGGUGGGGCGGGACAUCAGCAGCAGGGAGGUGCGGGAAUUCAGUGAGACCAUGCUGCAAGUGCGUCCGGAUAUCGCCCUCAGCACGCUCCGAACGGCUUUUCAGUCCGACUUCCGGCACCUGCUGGGACGGGUGUCAUGCCCAGUGACGGUUCUAUCCACCGGAGCUGACGCGGCAGUGCCAGUGCAAGUGAGUGAGUACCUGAGGGAGGCGAUACCUGGCGCGUGCAUGGAGGUGCUACCCACGCAGGGCCAUCUCCCCCACCUCACCCACCCUGCUGUUGUCGCCCACGCCAUCCAACGCCACGCUUCUGUGCCGCAGUGA